AUGGCACAGUUCGAACAGAAGCGACAAACAGUGGAAGCAUCUCGAAGCCAAAAUAAUGUUAUGAGACGUUUAAUGGCCGAAAAAUCGUCUGGAAAUAUACCAGGAAUUUACGGACGCCUUGGUGAUCUGGGGGCUAUUGACGAGAAAUACGAUGUGGCGAUUUCAACCACCUGUAAACCACUGGAUUACAUUGUCGUUGAUACCGUUGAUACAGCACAAAUGUGUGUGGAAUUCUUGAGACGCGAAAAUUUGGGUAUCGCUUCGUUCUUGGCACUUGACAAACAGGAGAAGCUUCUUCCUUACAUGAAAAAACCCUCAUCAACGCCCGAAAAUGCUCCUCGACUGUUUGACUUGAUUCGUGUGACUGAUCCAGCGGUACUGCCAGCAUUUUAUUUUGCACUACGCGAUACACUGAUAGUGGACGAUAUCACUACUGCUACACGUAUUGGUAUCGGAGGCAGGCAGCGUUACAGAGUUGUUACGUUGAAAGGCGAAGUUGUUGAAACAAGUGGCUCAAUGACCGGUGGUGGAAGAUCGGAACGAAGGUAC
This is a messenger RNA of Gongylonema pulchrum, 549 nucleotides long. The record is from the annotation of a GenBank genome assembly. Lineage: Eukaryota; Metazoa; Nematoda; Chromadorea; Rhabditida; Gongylonematidae.